GCUAUGGUAGUUUCUUCCAGAGAAGGCCCGGGAGCCCGGCGCCUGCUGCUCUCACUUCUUCUCGCAGCCUGGGCGACUGGCAGAGGCCAGGUCCACUACUCGGUUCCGGAGGAAGCCAAACACGGCACCUUCGUGGGCCGCAUCGCUCAGGACCUGGGGCUGGAGCUGGCGGAGCUAGUGCCGCGCCUGUUCCGGGUGGCGUCCAAGGGUCGCAGGGGCCUUUUGGAGGUAAAUCUUCAGAACGGCAUUUUGUUUGUGAAUUCUCGGAUCGACCGCGAGGAGCUGUGCGGGCGGAGCGCGGUGUGCAGCAUCCACCUGGAGGUGGUUGUGGACAAGCCGCUGCAAGUUUUCCAUGUAGAAGUGGAGGUAAAGGACAUUAACGACAACCCGCCAGUGUUCCAUGGAUCACAGAAAAUCUUGUCCAUUUUAGAAUCUAGGCUGCCUGAUUCUCAGUUUCCACUAGAGGGCGCAACGGACGUAGACAUCGGCGCCAAUGCUUUUCUAACCUAUAGGCUCACCCCUAGUGAUUAUUUUUCGCUGAAUGUAAUUUCGAAAAACGAUAAAAAUAAAUUGAUAUUGCUCGUAUUGAAGAAAUCAUUAGACAGAGAAGAAAUUCGUGAACACUCCUUGUUACUAACAGCCACAGAUGGAGGCAAACCUGAACUCACAGGCAGUAUGAAACUGCUUAUCAAGGUACUAGACGUCAACGACAAUGCCCCUGAGUUUCAACAAUCGAUUUAUGAAGUAAGUCUUCGGGAAAAUGCCAUAAACUGGACAUCUGUGAUAAAGUUAAAUGCUUCAGAUGCGGAUGAAGGUGUCAACCAAGAGAUUACCUACCACUUUAGUAAUGAUAUUUCUUUCAGGGUAACAGAAAUGUUCACCAUCAUUUUAAAUACUGGAGAAAUACUACUAAAAGGGAAUUUAGAUUAUGAAGAAAUCACCUCUUACAAAAUCGUAGUGGAAGCAUCGGAUAACGGUACUCCGCAAAUGAGAGGGCACUGCACAGUCCUCGUGAAUGUGCUAGAUGUCAAUGAUAAUGUCCCUGAGGUAUCAAUAACUUCACUGUCUUUGCCCGUCAGAGAGGACGCUCCACUCAACACCGUCAUCGCCCUGAUCAGCGUGUCGGAUCGCGACUCUGGUGUUAACGGACAGGUGACCUGCACCUUGAUCCCCAAUAUUUCCUUCAAGCUGUUGUCCACAUUCAAGAAUUACUAUUCACUUGUGUUGGACAGCUCCCUGGACCACGAGAGCGAGUCGACCUAUGUGCUACUAGUGACAGCAAGAGAUGGGGGCUCACCUUCCCUGACGGCUACCGCCAGCGUGUCCGUGGAGGUGGCCGACGUGAACGACAACGCUCCCACGUUCCCACAGCCCGAGUACACGGUGUUUGUGAAGGAAAACAACCUGCCUGGUAGUCACAUCUUCACGGUGUCGGCACGCGACGCGGACGCGCAGGAGAACGCGUUGGUGUCCUACUCGCUGGUGGAGCGGCGGGUAGGCGAGCGCGCGCUGUCGAGCUACGUGUCGGUGCACGCGGAGAGCGGCAAGGUGUACGCGCUGCAGCCGCUGGACCACGAGGAGCUGGAGCUGCUACAGUUCCAGGUGAGCGCGCACGACGCGGGCUUCCCGCCUCUGGGCAGCAAUGUGACUCUGCAGGUGUUCGUGCUGGAUGAGAACGACAACGCGCCGGCGCUGCUGCCGCCUGGGUCUGGAGGCGCAGGCGGUGCAGUGAGCGAACUUGUGCCGAGGUCGGUGGGUGCGGGCCACGUGGUGGCGAAGGUUCGCGCAGUGGACGCAGACUCGGGCUACAACGCGUGGCUAUCGUAUGAACUGCUGCCGGCGGCAGGUGGCUUACGCAGCCUAUUCCGCGUGGGUCUAUACUCGGGUGAGGUGAGCACUACCCGCGCCCUUGACGAGACGGACGCACCACGCCAGCGCUUGCUAGUGCUGGUGAAGGAUCACGGUGAGCCGCCGCUUGCGGCCACGGCCACCGUGCUAGUGUCGCUGGUGGAGAGCGGCCAAGCUCUGAAGACACCGUCUCGGGCGUUGUCGGGAGCCGUGAGCCCAGAGGCAGCGCUAGUAGAUGUCAAUGUGUACCUGAUCAUUGCCAUCUGCGCGGUGUCCAGCUUGUUGGUGCUCACGCUGUUGCUGUACACGGCGCUGCGGUGCUCGGCGCCACCCCCAGAGGGCGGGUGCAGCCCGGGGAAGCCCAUGCUGGUGUGCUCCAGUGCGGUGGGGAGCUGGUCAUACUCACAGCAAAGGCGUCAGAGAGUGUGCUCUGGGGAGGGGCCGUCCAAGACCGACCUUAUGGCUUUCAGCCCCAGUCUACCUCCGGGUGUGAACAUGGCAGAAAGAAACGAACUUUCAGAAGCAAAUGCGGAUCUUUCGUGUAAUGUAAGUCCAAUUUAG
Messenger RNA from Chrysochloris asiatica (Cape golden mole), 2409 nucleotides. Its product is annotated as protocadherin alpha-8-like. Gene Ontology annotation, biological process: homophilic cell-cell adhesion. The record is from RefSeq and is a predicted model, not a curated record. The transcript has a single exon. Gene Ontology annotation, cellular component: plasma membrane. Gene Ontology annotation, molecular function: calcium ion binding. Lineage: Eukaryota; Metazoa; Chordata; Mammalia; Afrosoricida; Chrysochloridae. The coding region runs from base 4 to 2409 and encodes 801 amino acids.